This is a messenger RNA of Ahaetulla prasina, 3344 nucleotides long. RefSeq names its product sperm tail PG-rich repeat containing 1 (gene STPG1). Gene Ontology annotation, molecular function: chromatin binding; histone binding. Lineage: Eukaryota; Metazoa; Chordata; Lepidosauria; Squamata; Colubridae. The record is from RefSeq and is a predicted model, not a curated record. Gene Ontology annotation, cellular component: germinal vesicle; male pronucleus; female pronucleus. Gene Ontology annotation, biological process: epigenetic programing of male pronucleus. Bases 566 to 1570 code for a protein of 334 amino acids. The transcript is spliced from 12 exons.
CUUUCCACUGCCCUGCAGGUGCUUAGAGAUAAGGGUACCAUCUGUACACACUCAUUCUCCAGGUUCUCCCCUAAGUCAGGGGUCAACGCCGGAGAAGGAGGAUGGAAGUUAAGCGGGCGGAAGCUGGCAUGGCUUCCUCUGUCAUCAUUGCAGCUGGUGCAGCGGGCUCUUGAGAAGGGCCUCUGGUGGCUCAGCAGACUAAGUCUGUCUGUUAUUAACACAGCUGCUUGCAAUUACUGCAAGUUCAAGUCCCACCAGGCCCAAGGUUGACUCAGCCUUCCAUCCUUUAUAAGAGAGCAUCCCAACCCAAGCAGCUGAGUCUGCAAGAAAAUAUUCCUCCAGAGUCCUGCACUGUGAUUGGCCCAUUUGGAGGAAGUAGGAGUGGAACGAAUUGGAGGAGCUGCCUUUGUUCUCCGGUUGCCUAGGGCAACAGGUGGUACACAUGCUCCAGUCUCUCGCCUAGAGGUAGCCCUGGGAACCAGUUUUCAGAAGCAUGAUGAUGAAGUGAAGAAGGAUCCACUCACCAAGUUUGCAAUAAUUGUCUGUCAUAGAGACCAACUUUGACAUGAGUUCGGUGUCUCAGACCUUCUCAACUAAACCUGCUAAUCUGAAUCCAAGCCCUGACAGUACAGAAAGAGGUCCACCCUGUUCUUCCAUCCCCCUCAAAUGCUAUGCCAAAGUGAUUCCCAACACCGAAAAGAUAGGCUUCAAUUCUCAGGCAAAGAGAUUUCAAUAUACCGAGAAUGAAAAUCCAGGGCCUGGACUUUAUAAUAUCAUCCAUCAAUCUAUGUUCCUCAACAACGUUUCCCAGUCUCGGAAAGGAACUUGUUUUUUCCCUUCCUUGGAUGUCCGGAUCGCUCACCAGAAAAUUCCCAACUAUCCUGCUUCAAAUGCCUACGACAUCUCACCUACUCUGCAUUCCAAGAAAGACUUCAGCUUGGGAUACUCUAGCAUGUUUCAUCCACCAUUUGCUAGGAAGAUUGCCAAAAAGACCGGGCCAGCCCCCAACGAAUACAAUGUUUCAGUGGAUCUUUGCAAACAGAACUACAAACUUGGUGCCAAGUCUGUCUUCUCAUCAAAAACAAAACGGACCAUGUCAUGCAGCAACAGGGAACGAGUGCCUUCUCCAUGUCACUACCGAAUUAAAGACUCCCUGAUCAGAGUGUCUCCUCCAGUGCUGGUGUCCUGCUUUAGAUCCAAAACAGGCCGUACAACCAAUCCAGAAACCCUGAGCCCAGGACCAGCAGCCUAUCAGCAGGCGGUUGAAACCGCAAUUGGACCAUCAAAGAGAUUCUCUGGACUGAGGAAGUGCAUCUUGAAUUUCUCGGCCCCAGCUGUCCCUCCCCCCCAAAAUCCACCUUUACCAGGACCCGGCCAAUAUGACCUAGUGGACUACAGAGGACCUCCUAAACACUACAUCUCCAGUGCUGUAUUUGUUUCGAACACAAAACGCUGGACAGGUGAUAAAUUCCACAAAGGCAUACCUGGACCAGGCACUUACAAUAUCCCUGUUCCACAAAAACAAUCCUUCAUGUACAACAUCAGCAACAAAUGGGUGCCGGUAUUAUAAAGCGAGAGAUUCCACAAGGUAUCAAUGAAAGCAUGUCAUAUGUAGUUUUUCUUCUGGGCAAGCAGCUCCUGGGAGAACGGUUGAAGGAACGAUGGCCGCCAUCCUAGGCAAAGUUGCAUAACUGUGCGGGAAAUCAUAACCUCCUGGAAAUAGCAGUGACCACGUUCCUUGAACAUGCUAAACCAGAAUCAAUAGACUGAAGUGCUGCUUCCCUGUUAGGUGACAGGCAUGUCCACCCAGAUCCGUUUCCAGCUUUUGCGAUGCCUGCUUAUAUGUUCACUGGUAAACCAACAGGAAAAGGCAAGGACAACUCGUAGGUGGCAAUUAAAAAAACCAAUACCUGACACAUAAAAUGGGCUAGAGCUUUGCUGACACCAUUCUGCCUGCCAUUUUGUGUUGUUUUUUUUUGAAACCCUAACCUGGAGCUCUCUUUGGGAAAAGGGCAAAACUGUAAUUUGGGAAUGUAUGCGGAGAUUCUCAAUCCUCCAGGUCAGGGGUCUCCAACAUGGCUGAGGAAUUCUGGGAGUUGAAGUCCACAAGUCUUAAAGUUGCCAAGGUUGGAGAGCCCUGCUCCAGGUCAUAGCUGUAUCAAAGGUGCUUUUCCAAAAGACAAUUGGCCUGUCAUGUUGUUUUAUUCCUCGAAAAUGAUUCGCUUCUCACCCAAGAAGCUUCUGUACUUCAGAUUCAGGAAGGAUUUUUAUUUUCCUUGUCAAACCUGUUCCACUUAAUUCUUCCUGGACAUUUUCCACCCAGAAUUUGGAGCUUUUUAUUCUUCCCUCUGUUGCGGCUCCUCUUCGCCAUCCUUUCCUUUGGUCCUCAAGUUCAAUUGUCAGGGAUCAUUUUUUUUUAUUUUUUGUUUACUAAUUUACGUAGCUGCCCUUCGUCCCCAAAGAAGAUUCUUAUUCAUAGCCUCAUUAACUCAAGGACAAGGUUGGGAUAAAGGUAGUCCUUGAGUUACGACUGUAACGGAGCCCGCAUGUUCAAGACCUGUGAUAGUUGUAAAGCAGGUUGGUCAUGUGACUAACUCAAUUCAGUUUUGUCACAAAAAAUGCAGAGGUCAAUGCCGGGUUUGGGCAAAAAAAAAAAUGUGAUCAUGUGACCAUUGGACACUGCAACUGGCCAUAAAUGCACCUGGUUGCCAAGCGGCCAAAGUUCAGUGACCUGACCACAACAGGGGCCCAACCGUUGGAAAUUUGAGUCCAGGUUGUAAAUACCCCAGAUAGGUCCGCUGGAAUGUUAAAUGGUCGCUAAGCAACAGGUUGCAAGUCAAGGAUUACCUGCAUUGUGCAGAGGUAAAUGUACUCUUUAACUUCUCUUUUUAUCCCAGCCCAGCCAUGCCAAUUAUGGCCAUGAAUGAAUGAGACAGGAUCUGCUCACAGCCCAUUUUUCUCAAAGUUUUCUUGGAGUCAAUUUAGCUUCCUGCAGCAAUGCAGCAAAUCUGAUCUGUGAAGUUCUCGGUGUUCGCUGAGCUUGGUGGUUUCCUUGCAUAUGUUUCCUUACCCAACUAAGGGACAUUGUCUGGGAAAGAUGAUGAUGUUACCUGGAACUGAUGAUAUGACUUAGUUGGGUCAUGAAAUGUCUGCAAACAAACAAACCAACCCUUGAGCUCUGAGGGCACCAGGAACUCCACAGUUCCUGUUGUGACCUAGGCUCACUUAGGCAUAAAAGACACAACUAGUCUUAAACAACCCUAUUUUAUUAUAACAGCUGGGAAUUACUUCAUUCCCAGAUUAGUCCAAAUUAAUUCCAAAACAAGUCCUUCAGAAAAAGUCCU